This is a messenger RNA of Conger conger (European conger), 4631 nucleotides long. It is a transcript of the gene hal, whose product is annotated as histidine ammonia-lyase. The coding region runs from base 54 to 2021 and encodes 655 amino acids. The transcript has 20 exons. Gene Ontology annotation, cellular component: cytoplasm. Gene Ontology annotation, biological process: L-histidine catabolic process. The record is from RefSeq and is a predicted model, not a curated record. Gene Ontology annotation, molecular function: histidine ammonia-lyase activity. Lineage: Eukaryota; Metazoa; Chordata; Actinopteri; Anguilliformes; Congridae.
CUUUGGAUAGCGUGCGCAAAACAUUACCGAUAAGCCUGCCGUGUGAAUGCGCCAUGCCUCGCUAUACUGUCCACGUCAGGGAUGAGUGGCUGACAGUGCCAUGUAGAGACCCGUCCUACACCAUACAGUGGCUGGGUUUGGAGGCCCUCAAGCGGUACACCAAAAACAAACCAGACAACGGGGGCAUCAAAUCCGUUAAAGACACCAGCUUCGCUGCGCGGAGAUGUCAAGGACAAGGGCUACUGGACGCCGAUGACACAAUCGAGGAUGUAUUGGAGGACAAUGAUUUUGUCGAACUGGUCAUUGAUGGAGACACCAUGUCACCUGACUUCAUACCAUCCCAACCUGGAAUAUCACAUCUCACAACGACAUAUAGAGAACCAGAGAGUUAUAUAUUAUUGGAUGGCAACAGUCUCACAUCGACAGACCUGGUCAAUCUGGGAAAAGGACUCUACAAAAUUAGGCUCACACAAGAGGCACAGAGUAAAGUGAUGCAAUCCAGAGAGCUGCUGGACACGAUUGUCAAAGAAAACAGAGUCGUGUAUGGAAUCACUACUGGGUUUGGGAAGUUUGCCAGAACUGUCAUCCCAGUCAGCAAGCUCAAGGAGCUACAGGAGAACCUGCUGCGAUCACACUCAGCAGGUGUGGGCAGCCCGCUGAGCCCAGAGAGAACCAGGAUGCUUCUGGCUCUGAGGAUCAACGUUCUGGCCAAAGGAUACAGCGGCAUCUCCUUGGAAACCCUCCAUGCGAUGAUCGAGGCUUUCAAUGCUUCCUGUCUGUCCUUCGUCCCUGAAAAGGGGACGGUUGGUGCCAGCGGAGACCUCGCCCCCCUGUCCCACCUGGCCCUGGGACUCAUGGGAGAGGGAAAGAUGUGGUCGCCAAAGAGUGGUUGGGCCGACGCCAAAUAUGUGCUAGAGGCUCAUGGGCUGAAGCCUAUAUCACUGAGGCCUAAGGAGGGCCUGGCUCUGAUAAACGGGACUCAGAUGAUCACGUCUCUGGGUGCAGAGGCUGUGGAGAGAGCCCUGGCCAUCGCCAGACAGGCUGACAUCGUCGCUGCUCUCACCCUGGAGGUGCUGAAGGGGACGACCAAGGCCUUCGACAGUGAGAUCCACAUGCUGCGUCCGCACCCAGGCCAGGCGGAAGUAGCGUUGCGCUUUCGCUCACUGCUGGACUCGGACCACCACCCGUCCGAAAUCGCAGAGAGCCACAGGUUUUGCGACAGGGUCCAAGACGCGUACACCAUGCGCUGCUGUCCUCAGGUACAUGGCGUGGUUAUUGACACAAUAAACUUUGUGAAGAAUAUCAUCAACACAGAAAUUAACAGUGCCACGGACAACCCUAUGGUUUUCUCAGAGCGAGGAGAAACCAUUUCUGGAGGGAAUUUCCAUGGGGAAUAUCCAGCUAAAGCCCUGGACUACCUGGCCAUCGGGGUGCAUGAGCUGGCCUCCAUCAGUGAGAGGAGGAUCGAGCGUCUCUGUAACCCAUCUCUGAGUGAAUUGCCUGCCUUCCUGGUCAAUGAAGGGGGUCUGAACUCAGGGUUCAUGAUCGCACACUGUACUGCUGCGGCUCUAGUGUCGGAGAAUAAAGUGCUGUGCCACCCCUCUUCUGUGGACUCCUUGUCCACCAGCGCUGCCACUGAGGACCACGUGUCCAUGGGAGGCUGGGCAGCCAGGAAGGCCCUGAGAGUGGUGGAGCAUGUGGAGCAAGUUCUCUCUAUCGAGCUGCUCGCCGCCUGCCAGGGUAUCGAGUUCCUCCGCCCCCUCCGUACAACCACCCCAUUGGAGAAAGUCUACGACCUUGUGCGCACCGUGGUGAAGCCUUGGAUUAAGGACCGUUUCAUGUCCCCGGACAUAGAGGCUGUCCACCGACUGCUCCUGGACCAGAAGGUGUGGCAGGUGGCUCACCCCUACAUACAGAAGUACCAUGUGGAACACAUUCCUGAAUCCCGCCCCGAAUCCCCAACCGCCUUCUCGCUGGAGUCCCCGACAUCGCCCAGGAAACGCAUUCGCCUUGACGUGUGAUGCAAAGAUGUGACUUUUUCUUUCUCUCAAAUUUUUAAUUUUGAAGUUAAAACAUUGAAAUCUUCAGCAAUACUUCCACCAUGUGUCUGCAACGUCACAGCAAUGUUGUGAAGAUAUCAUGUACUCACUAUAAGCAGGGGCAAACAAGCUAAGGGUUUGUGGCAUAAAACUGAGUAUAAUUACUGUAUAAGUUUUCACUAUGGAAAUGGAAUAUACUAGUAUAUCGCAAAUUAAAAAAGAAUAACUUUUUUGAAAAUAAAAUGGUAAAUUCUACAAUAAGGUUACAUGAAUUAGCAUUAACUAAUGUAGCUGUUAACAUGAAUUUAUGAUGUACAAAUACAAUAAGCAUGACAUUACCUUUUCAUAAGUUGUAUUUACUAACUAAUGUAUUAACUGUCGGAUAAACUUAUAAUUGGUUUGCCAUUGACAAAUACAUUAACAGUUCUUUUUUUCAUUACAACAUGAAUUUGCAUAGAAUAGAACUAACAUAGCAUGAAUUAAUGAUAUACAAAUACAUUAACAGAACUGUACAGAUGAGCUUCUCAGUUAAUUAGCUAGCAGCUACUUUAGUUCAUUACAAUUCAUGUAACAUGAUUGUAAAGUGUUGCCUAUAAAAUAGUACAUUUCACAGCAGUGUAUUGAAAAAAAAGAUACCUGAAAGUGGUUAUAAUGUGCAUAUUUGCCCAUAUAUUGUAUUGCGAAGUGUUACACCUUGACCAUAUGUAUCAUUUCAUUAUACUCAGUGUAUAAUCAGUAUAUUCCAUUUCUAUAGGGGUCAGUUGUUCACUGGUGGCAUGAUUAAAGAGAACAUAAACACAUGCGUCACGCGGGAAGUAUGCAGAGCAAGUGCAGCCAGGGAUCUCUAAUGUAGCCUCAAUCAGAUACAUACAGGCACUUUUUCCAUAAUCAGCCAAUCAGUACACACGCAUUCCAUAGUCAGCCAAUCACAUACUCACAUGUUCCCGUAAUCAGCCAAUACGUACUCAUGCAUUUCAUAAUCAGCCAAUCAAAGUCGUGCACACGCAUUCGAUAAUCAGCCAAUCACGUACACACGCAUUCCAUAAUUGGCCAAUCACGUACAGACAACAUAUUUUCUCAUUCCCAUCCAAUCACAGGCAUACAUCACUAAUGGAGUGCCCUCUUAAUUCAACAGUCAGAAAUCCCCUGUACCACUUCUGCAUGCUUUGCUUGCUAUGGCACUAUUGCUGCUUGGAACUUUUGUUUGGGUCUGCUUCUAGGUACUAGAGAGGGGGGUGGGUUCUGGUAUUCUGGAAUUCUUCCGGUUUAGUAGUAUUGUGCUCCAUGUCUAUCUAUCUAUCGAUCUAGCCUGUUUCUAUCAACAAAUAAGGUCUGCUGUAGUACUGUACCUGAAGCAGAUCCAUUCAGUGCCAAACCUAAACAAAGUUUUACUUACAUAUUUAUUAAUCUAAAUACGCAAGUUGUCCUGACUGAAAUGACAUAUGCGGUUUCUACCUCAAAGCUUUUUACAAUACAGAUUUAACAUUGGGUAAAGGCUCUUACCACCUGUAGAGGUUGGGCUCUCUAGGUAGAAAUCUAUGACUGGGAGUAAACAAAGGUGGGACAUUAUGGGUUUAAUUUCAUUCUGAACAAAUCCAAUCUUAAAUCUAUAUGUGGGUUCAUGUCGGGACUGCCAGUAGUGCACAAAAUGGCCACUGGCUCAUGGGGAAAAGCCACAGACGCUUCAGUGCAUACGCUUCAGCUGCUGUGCUCUUUCCAUAGGGUUGGGAGGCACACUUGGCAAUCCCAGACUGGAGAUAAAUAAAAUGAAAUCAUUACAAAAUGAGCUUGUGAUUGAAAUAAUGUCAACUGUUGUGUGAAUAUUUGUUUAUUUUAGUCAAGUCUUAUCCUUGAAUUGAAAUUGGUAUCAAAAUUGGUCUGCAGUCUUUCCUUCAAACUGCCCGUUCCUUCACAGUAUGCAUCAGGGAUCUCAGGCUUAACGUAGGAUUUCAGCACUAUUCUAUGUGAUUGGCUACACAUGCUUUUGUCCCAGGGCUAGGAUUGCCAUUUCAGAUCAAAGCUCUAUACUUUACACUAACAUUAACAUGAGCAUUACUGAGCAAAUAAUCUUUCACCUUUCUUCUCUUAUCAAAGUUAAGAUAUAACAGUACAGUAUAGGACUCCAUCUGUUCACACCAGUUUGAUUAACAUUCAAUGCUGAUUAAUGAUAUGCACAUGAUCAUCAGCCAUUGUACAAUACCGACACAACAAACUCCAUAUUAUUGAGCCAAGGGAUUGCAGCUGCAUAAAUAAGUUUAGUUUUAGCAUGGGUCUGUUCUGAGUUACAUGCAUAUCGAAUGACAUCUUGCGAUGUGUUUAAACAUUGUACAAUAGAAGAACAAUUGUUCCCUUUGAAAAAAGUGUCAAAGAAAACCCUGUCAUUCAAAGCUGUGGAUUGAACAUGACCGAUCAGUUCAAAUACAGCUAAAACCAAAACUAAUAUUUUUCAUCAGCCAUUUAAACGAACUAUGGAUAAAACUAUAUACGUAUUUACAUAUUGCCUACCAGUUGCAUGGAUGUGUUCAAGUUCAAAUACAGCUGACCUACAGACAUUUGUUGCCUAUCCAUUGAAAAUAAAUGAAUACUCUCCCA